GGCGGCUUCGAAAGCCGCUCUGAGCGCACAUUCUUAGGCGACCCUCUCCCAGCUUUCUCUGCGGUCUUAAAGACGCUUCUCUCUGACGCUGCUCUGGGGAUACGGUCGGGCACGGUUCCCCACUUUACAUCUGGGUCGAGUUGGAGGUGAACCCCUUGAGUCUGAUACUGCCGGGCCAAUCCUCCGGCCCGAGCCCACGGACUGUCGUCAUGACGUGUGGCUUUCAGAAGUUGUUUUCUGUGGAAGAGGACUUUGAAGAUGAGGAUUUCUUAUCUGCUUUGGAGAGUGCAGAGAACCACGUUGUUAGUGCACUGCCCGGGGAUGCCAGGGGCCUGAGGCCUGUCUCUUCCAGACCACAGGAGACCCUGCAGGCACAAUCCUCAAGACCAUUGCAGUCAUACCCUGCCGCCAACCAGUCAGUCCCAGGACUCUGUCUCCCUACUUCCAGCAUGCUGGAGACUGCCAAGGAUCCACCCUGCACAGGAGCAGUGUCCCUGAGAUCUGUCUCAAUUUCUAGCAGCAGCUCGGGUAGUCAGCAAAGAAUGACAGGAACAAAAGUGUUCCAGGAGUCAUCAGGACCCCAGUCCUCAGCCACACACUCUGGAUUUAUCUUUGAGAGCUAUCAACAGGGCAUUGGUGACUUUGAAGCACCUGAUCAAGAUGAGUUUGACAAGGCCCUGGCGAGCAUGGAGCUCGAGGGAGCUGGCUUGGAGCUAGAAGUUAACAGUGGGGCCCCCCAGAUCCUGCCUGCCAAGCACUGGGAGGAUCCCGUAUUGGCGAAAAAAGCCCGAGUGGCUGAGCCUAGUGGAUUUUUCCAGAAGGGGCCCAUUGUCCCAAAUUGUAGAACUCCAUGGCCUUCCUUAAGACCUACUACAGCCACAGGCAACCUUCCUGUCUUGGCUACUUCAGGCGUUUCUACUUCCCAUCAAAGGAGCUCCCCUGUUCCUGCACCUCAGUAUCUGCCAGUAGCUGGAAGGACCGUCCAAAACAGACCACAGAGUUAUGUGCCUGGUCAGCCACUUCAGUCUCCCAGAUCAUGGUCAAGUGGCAAACCCCGUUUUUCUGGACCUCAACGUCCCCACUGCAGCUCUGCAGCAUUUUGUCAGGGGCCCUUGCCAUCCCGAGCCCCAGUGUCUUCUGUUGAAUCUCCUGUCAGCACCCCCAGAAGUACUUCCACCCCAGUUACUCAGCCAGCUCUUCAGACACCUAUAGUCACCAACCACCUGGUACAGCUUGUCACUGCUACCAACCGGACACCCCAGCAGCCAUUCCGCCCCUCCAUUCGAGCUAAAACGCGCCGUUUCCCUGGUCCAGCAGGAGUUCUGCCUCACCAACACAGCGGGGAGAAUCUGGAGGAGAUCAUGGUUUCCACACCCCAGACUCCGACCCACGGUGCUCAGGCUAAAUUCCAGACUGAGAUUGUUACCAGUUCUCAGGGAUCUACGGAAGAAGAUUUUGGGCGAGGGCCCUGGCUCACCAUGAAAUCUGCUCUGGGCCUGGAUGAUCGUGACCCUACCUGCUUUCUCCAUACCUACAGUAUUGUCAUGGUGCUGCGUAAGGCAGCCCUCAAGCAGCUCCCCAGGCACAAGGUCCCCAACAUGGCAGUGAUGAUCAAGUCCCUGACUCGGAGCACGAUGGAUGCCAGUGUGGUUUUUAAGGACCCCACAGGAGAGAUGCUUGGAACAGUGCACAGAGUGCUUCUGGAGACACACCAGAAUGAGCUGAAGCCUGGCUCCGUGCUGUUGCUGAAGCAGAUUGGAGUGUUUUCUCCUUCCCUCAGAAACCACUACCUGAACGUGACACCCAACAACCUGGUCCACAUUUACAGUCUAGAUUCUGGGGAUGGGGACUCCCUCAAGCCACCUCAGCCUUUGCCCAAGGAUCCGGGAAACUCCCAUGGAAGCCUCCAGCCUGAUGAGGCUGCAGAGCCCACACGGGGCCUCGGAACAGCACAGAGCCCAACUGGGUCUCCCGAGGAAGAGCUCUCGGAGACAGAUGACCUGGACGGACUCCUGAGUGAGCUCCCUGAAGACUUCUUCUGCGAGCCCAGCAGCUGGGGCUGUCUCAAGACAGGGCAUCCACCAUGAGCUGGCAGCCUCUCUGCCCCCAGACAAGCUCUAGGUGCAUCUGGUCACGUCCAAGGGGGAGAAAGCCAGUGCAGCUGGAGACGACUCAAGCCCAUGGUCUGAUGCCUCCCCAUGACCACCUUGGAAUGCCCAGUGAUGGACCAGACAGCGUGCUGCGUUGUUUGACAACUCUCUUUGGCAUGGGCAUUCUGGAAGUCUGAGCAAGUGCUCCCCAGCACUCUUGUCCUUGGAGCCCUCUGGCCAAUAAGAAAAGCAGGAUAUCCCCCCCCCCCCCAUCUUGGGCCCCGAUUGAUUUCCUUGUCCCUUUGUUCCUCAAUCCCCUGGCAGCUGAGGAGCCCAAAGGAGCCACAACCACACAGAGGUGUCCACAGGGUGACAGUGAGCUGCCUGAAAUAAAGCAUCCCUCCCUCA
This is a messenger RNA of Arvicanthis niloticus (Nile rat), 2498 nucleotides long. It is a transcript of the gene Hrob, whose product is annotated as homologous recombination factor with OB-fold. Lineage: Eukaryota; Metazoa; Chordata; Mammalia; Rodentia; Muridae. Gene Ontology annotation, biological process: recombinational repair. The record is from RefSeq and is a predicted model, not a curated record.